Salvia miltiorrhiza (redroot sage) is the source of this 1616-nucleotide messenger RNA. RefSeq names its product MOB kinase activator-like 1A. Gene Ontology annotation, molecular function: protein kinase activator activity. The transcript is spliced from 8 exons. Gene Ontology annotation, cellular component: nucleus; cytoplasm. Gene Ontology annotation, biological process: signal transduction; positive regulation of protein phosphorylation. NCBI's taxonomy places the organism in Eukaryota, Viridiplantae, Streptophyta, Magnoliopsida, Lamiales, Lamiaceae. The record is from RefSeq and is a predicted model, not a curated record. Bases 416 to 1123 code for a protein of 235 amino acids.
AAACAAGAAUGGUGAGAGAAAGAAAAGGCAAAAUCCGAUGUUGGAUAUGGAUUCCUGGGCAGAGACUUUCAGUCAGAAAUGAAGAGAGAGAGAGAGAGAGAGAGAGGAGUUUGGCAGCAACCUGAACUCUUCAAUGCCAGUCUGUCAGUCCCACCCCUCUUCAUGCGUGUAUAUAUAUUUUCCAGAUAAGAAAACAUGCAAAACCCUUCUACAACUAAACCCCUCUACUCAUCACUCUUACCCCUAAUUUCACCAAUUUCUGCUUAAUCAUGAGUCUAUUCGGCCUUGGAAGGAAAUUACUUCUCUUUUAUUCUUGUCUUUUUUACACUCUUAAUCCCUCUGCAUGCAUGUUCAUUACUUUAAUUAAUUCUUGAUUUCAUACACCAAACUUGUGUUAUAGGUUAUGUUUUUGUGAAUGUGGAUGCUUACUUCUUGCUACAGCUGUGUUUCAAUUUAUAGAGCAGUCGUUGUCAAUAAAAAGUUUUUCUUUUUUUUUGGGAGAAGCCAGAAGACUUUUCGCUCGAGAAAAGGUUCUCCUUCUGGAAUUAAGAGUCUGCAGCUCAGGAAGCAUAUCGAUUCGACCUUGGGCAGUGGCAACUUGAGGGAAGCUGUAAGGCUUCCCCCAGGAGAGGAUAUUAAUGAGUGGUGGGCAGUAAAUACUGUCGACUUUUUCAACCAAGUGACCAUUCUGUAUGGCACCUUAACUGAAUUCUGCACGCCGACAACUUGUCCAAUAAUGUCAGCAGGGCCAAAGUACGAGUACAGAUGGGCUGAUGGAGUCACCAUAAAGAAACCCAUUGUCGUUUCUGCUCCAAAAUACGUUGAGUAUUUAAUGGAUUGGAUCGAAGUUCAGCUUGAUGAUGAGUCCAUUUUUCCUCAAAAGCUGGGAGUGCCAUUUCCGCCCAACUUUCAUGAUGUCGUGAAGACAAUAUUGAAGCGGCUGUUCCGUGUGUAUGCCCAUAUCUACCACUCGCAUUUCCAGAGGAUUGUGAGCCUGGAAGAAGAAGCUCAUCUCAACACUUGCUUCAAGCAUUUCGUGCUCUUUACAUCGGAAUUUGGAUUGAUUGAGAAGGCAGAGCUUGCAGCUCUUGGUGACAUUGUUGAGUCUAUUUUACAGAGCUAGAAACAGUGGAGCUCAUGUCCAACUAUUUUCAAACUAGUUUAACUUUUACUUUCUCUUUCUCACCAACUUUUACAAUUAUGGUUCACUUGAAUCUGAGAUUUUGUGUUUGUUUAGAGAUUUUUGUUUAUUUAUGGUACUUGAUUGGUUUAAAAAGGUGUAUUGGAGUAGGCUUAGGAAAUGGGCUAGGUUUGCCCGAAUCGGGUGUAAGGGUACCUGACUAACUAAACUGGGUCGGGAUCGGGUGGUGUGAUUUAAGUUAGAUUGGGGUCGGGUACUCGAUUUUUUCAGGUUGGGUACCCUAUGCGUACUGAAUUUACGCCUCUAUAUCUAUGAGUUUAGGGUAAGCUUCAGAUCUUUUUUUUUAUUUAUUGAAAUCGAAUCGAAUCGAAUAUGUAAGUUUCGAUUUAUUGUAGUUUAUAGCCCUAACUUUUAGCAUAUUUCAUUUUGUAGCUCAGUUUCACUUUAUUAUUUAUAUGAUUCAAACUUUGAGAAA